Plasmodium gonderi is the source of this 5316-nucleotide messenger RNA. RefSeq lists its product as hypothetical. The transcript has 3 exons. The coding region runs from base 1 to 5316 and encodes 1771 amino acids. The record is from RefSeq and is a predicted model, not a curated record. NCBI's taxonomy places the organism in Eukaryota, Apicomplexa, Aconoidasida, Haemosporida, Plasmodiidae.
AUGAUAUUUAUUCAGAUGUUCAUUCUUUUAUUGUUACAAGAAAAAAUCAAAUAUAUAAUUUCAAUAAGAACUGAUACAUUUAAGAAUACUUAUAUAUUACAACACGAGAAAAACAGUUACCUCCAAAGUGGAAGGGAAAGUAGAAGAAAAGAAAUUUCUACUUUUGUUAAUCCAACUUAUCGAAAAGGUUUGAAAUCCUUUAAUCGUUACAUAGUUGAUCGAGUAAGGAAUAACCCUAAAUAUUUAUCAUCUGUAGAACUAAAUUUCCAAUGUUUUCAAUCCAAGAGAAAAGAAACGAAAGAUGUUCUUACCAUAUCUCCAAUUCAGAACACCACACACAGUGGAAGCACAGCCAUAAUUGGGGAGGAGGCUGAUGAUGAUGAUGGUGAUUAUCAAAAUGGUAUUCAAAACAAAACAAAAGAAUCCCCAGAUAAGUACAUGAAACGUAUCAAAAUUAGCCAAAUGAGGAAUAAAGGAAAAACUAAUUUAAUCAAAGAUCCUUUGAUCAAAGGAUUCGUUAAGUAUCCUGAAAUAGAAAAACUUGUUCGAGGGAAGAAGAAGAAGAAAAAAAAAGUAGGAGACGAAGCAGUAGAAGGAGACGAAGCAGUAGAAGAAGACAAAGAAGUAGAAGAAGACGAAGAAGUAGAAGAAGACGAAGAAGUAGAAGAAGACGAAGAAGACGAAGAAGUUGAAGAAGACGAAGAAGUUGAAGAAGACGAAGGAGAAGAGGGGAAUGCCGAAAGAAGGAGAUACAGAAACAGAAAAGGAAGAACAAGCAUAACAAGUGACCUCAUGAACAACAACAAUGGUUAUUACAGAAAAAAGGGAAAUCUUCAUAAAGUCGUAGAUAUACAAAACACAAAUGUGCGAAGUUAUUUAUUAAGUCCUGAUGAAAAAAGAUCCCUGAACCUACUGAACUACAUCUAUCAAUCGUGGAAGGAAAAGAAUUUUUCCAAUUUCGUGACAGCCAUAAAAGAUGAAGGGUUCGAUUACACAUGUGUAGAAAAGUGGCUACACAAAAUGUCAAUAGGAUUGAACAAUAAGUACAUUAAAAUAUAUAUAAAAAAGAACUACAUUUUAAUAAAAAAUAAAUAUUUCGACUCAGAUAAGAAGAGAGUGAAAGAAUUUCACUUAAGCUACAACGAAAUUAAUAAAUGUUUAAAAAUUUUGAUAAACCAUAUUGAUAAAUUUUGCUCCUAUGAGUUAUCUUCCAUUUUAUGGGCAAUCACAAUAAUUUUGUUAAAACUGUUUAAAAGUUCGAGUAGUGUAGAUACUAGCGUUUGUGUGACAUGUUCAGAAUUUCAGGAGGUAGCUAAUACACUUGUACAUAAUUUUAGAAAAUUUUUUUCUUUAAUUAUUUCUAAUUUGAAUAAGGUUAAAGAUCACUUAUCUAUUGAUGAAUCACUAUGGGCUAUAUGGAGCUUAUGCAAGUUGCUUUACUUCAACGUGUUGUCAGUAGGAAUUGAUCGAAAUAUUAGAAGAGGAGGAAGAGAAGAAGAAGAAGAAGAAGUUGGUGGAUCUGAGGGGAAUGUCAAUCUUGUUUCUAUAAAUGCCGGUGAGGGUACUGGGAAGAAGAACGACCAGUUGAUAAAUCUUACAAAAAAAGAAGAACCUGUAUGGUUGAAAGAGGAAGACAGAAGUAGAAACAGAGAGAAGGAUGGGAAAAUCGAGUGCACUUUUCACCAAGUAGCCUUCUUGAUGAAUAAAUUUCAACUGGAUGAAGAAAGCGUGAAAAACAUACUAGACAUUUUUAACUAUAUAUAUAUAAAAUUGUACAAUAACUUAAAUUUUUUGAACGAGAAAUAUUAUAUAUACAUUCCAUUUAUCAUAUUUGAAUCUCAGACAUUGUUAUUAAGAAGUAGUAUUUUAUUACUUAACAAAAUUAUUCACGUAAUUCUAAAAAGAAAUAUUUUAUUGUCUCUUUUUAAUUUUGAAAAGUUAAAAAAGUUACAUUCGACAAAUUUAGCACACAAAAAUGCGGAUAAACAGAAUACGAACCGACAUAACACCGACAUAUUUAGAAUAAAAACACUAAGCAAGGUGUAUAAACUGAUUAAGUGCAUUUCCAAAAUAUUUUACCCUUUGAAAAAUCCAAACAUUCGAAACUUGAAUCUGCAUAAUAAUUAUACCAGUUUGGACGUGGCUGUUUUGGGAGACUUUGUCAGUGCAUGCAAUCAUGCUUUGGUCAAGUAUUUGGAUUACUUUGUGUUCAUCACCCAACAAAGGGGAUUCUCUCAGCCCACCAUGCACUCGAGUAUGCAUUCGAGCAUGCAGAUAGACAUGAAUGAAGUUAUCGACGCGGACCUAGUGACGGACCCCGUGACAGACCCCGUGACAGACACAGAUGAAGGAAACAUAUGGAAGAAGGGAGCGAGCACAGUUGAGAUAGGUAAAGUAGUACAUGAUGGGAAGGCGGAAGAAGGGCAUUCAAUGAGUGGGAAGAGCAGUAAGGAGAAGUUUGAGUUGAAGAACCGUGCACGCAUGGAACACAAGAAUGAAUUGAUUUUCAUUUACAACUGUUUGAAAAGUUCGCUGGUUUCUCUGAUUAAGCUAGAUCUGAAGGACAAGUACAUGUAUGAAUGGUUAAAUGAAAACAUACACCUCUUUCAGUUUGGCAAUCCUAGCGAGGAGACAGGAGUGGGCCCCAAUGGAAUGAAACAUUUUCUCUAUUAUGAUGGUGAGUCAAUGGAGAAAGCAGAAAAAAGUGAAGAAAAUGAUGCAGAAAAAAGUACAAAAAAACUUGGUGGAGAAAAAAGUGUAGAAAAAGAUGACGACACCAUGGAAAAUCCACAUUUGGACGAAUCAUCACGAAAAGAACGCAAUGUUAGAUGUGACUCAUCGGAGGAUCAUCAUCCAAGUGGUGAGAACAUUCUACAGGGAGGAAAAGGUGUAGGAAUGAGUUCUUCUUGUGCAUCUGAUGAGGGGAGAGAAAUUGGAUGCCCUAAUAACGCCCCUCAUUUUGAUAAGAACAGAAGUGAUGAGUUAAUGGCAUUGCAUAGAACAUCAAUAGAGAAUGACAUUAAGGAGGUUGAUGAGAAGUUGGAGAAGAGACCCUUGUCCAGUCUUUGUGGAGAGGAUAUUUCAAAUGUGGAAAAUAAUUCACAUGAUGUAUGUCUAGAUGUAUUAGCGUUAAGCAAAUUUACAAAAUUGUAUAGCACAGAAAUGAAGAGAAAAUUAAUUGAAAAUGUAAAGAGAAGUAUUGAAGAAUCUUUGAAGCAGCUUGGAUAUAUUUACAACACAAGUAAUGAGGAAAUGAAUUAUCCAAGAUACAUAUCUAUUAACGAUAUAUAUAUUGUUAAGGAGAAGCAUAUAAAAGAAUUGUAUGAUGAAGAGACAAAAACAUUUUAUCAGAAAAAUAGAAAAAUGAAAUUUCGAAAUAUUAUAAUGCCAAAACAGUUGGCAAUUUAUGUAAACUAUCUAGGGAGAAAUUUAAACUUAAUUGAAACGAAGAAACAAUUGAACGAAAUAUUUCUCCUUUCAGUAGGGUAUGCUAAUUUAACAAAAUUUAAUUAUUUUACAUCAAAUGAUAUAAUUCAUUUUUUACAAGGUUUAUUAAACUAUUAUGAAUUAAAAAAAGGUUCUUCUAAUUUGUUUAAUGAGCAAGUUAAUAAAAUGUUAACACUUCUAUGUACCAUUGUGGAGAAUUCUUUCCACAAAUGGAAAUCAUCAAAUAUAUGUCAACUUAUUUAUUUACUUACAAAAUAUAAACAUAUACAUAAAAACAUUUUUAACACGUUUGAUUGGCUGUUAAGCAAAAUCCGUUUUCCAUUAUAUGUAUAUCAGAAGGCUAAUGUGGACAUUCAAAAUUGGGAACAAAUUUUUCACUUCAAUGUGAUGAAUAAUGAAUCGAUUGAAGGUGAAGAGGAAAAGGGAUCAAUUAGAGAAAUGGAAGAAAAACCGUCUGUCGUGAGUAUGGACAAUAUUAGUGAAGUUGAUAUCAAGAGUAUUAGGAGUUCCAAAUUGGAUUUAGAAGAAAGAAACCACGAUUUAGAAAAUAAAGGGGUGCAAUUUUGUAUUAACGAAUUUAAAUAUGACAAUUUGGGUUCUGCAAUGUGGGCCAUAAGUUCGCUUAACAGACAUGUAAUUAAGAAAAAAUAUUUCUUAAAUUUUUUUUAUUUUUUUUCAAUAUACUUUUCUUUACACAUGAAAUCCUUUUUAAAUGAAAAAUAUGGAAAUGUAUAUUAUUCUCCAAACUUGUUUAGAAACACAAUUGAGCAUAAUAUUAUGAAAAAGAAAUAUGAUAAUGAUGAAGACUUCUUACAGGAGAAUUCACACUUUUUUAAAUUUCCAUUGGAUUCUAUGACUAUAAGUAUUUAUGUGAAUACUUUUGCAAGAAAAAUAAAAAUCGGGUUCAAGUUUCUUUUCGAUGUUAUUUAUAACAAUUUAAAUAUCGUUUCUCAAUUCGCGCUUAAAGAGCUAUCCUACAUUAUGUACUCAUUAGCGAAUGUCCAUAGCAGCGCCUUGUCAGAUACUGUUUUUCAUAAUGAACACAUUUCAGAUGAGGCCUCUAUCGAUACUACAUGUGAAGGUGCUGAAAGAGAUGAUGUUAGAAGACGGUUUGGAAUGUUCCUCCACGGGAGUAGUAAUGCACUUUGGGUAGAUGAACAAGACGAUAUGUUCGAAAUGGUGGGAAGGGUUAGAAGUGAUAAUGGAAAAAAAGGGAUAGAGGCAAGUGAGAGAAAAAGUCCCGGUGAAGAUGAGAUAAACAAUGUAUUUCCUACGAGUGGAGAUAUAAUACAAACGAACGAUGCAAGUUCAUCUGUCAAGAGGAAUGAAAAGAGUGUAAAGAGGAAGAAAGAUUUUUUAAAAUUUAAAAACGAAAGAAUAAAGUUUUCAAAUAUAUUUUUAAACAAGCUUAUGGAAAAGAUACACAACUAUGCAUCAAGCAUAUUGGAAAAAGAAAAAACUUAUAUACAAGAAGCUACUUCAAAUGAAGUUCUUCACAUAAGUAAUGCAAAUAAAAAGAACAAGAUUGAAAUAAUUGAUCUUAUGAAAUUAAUCUACAGUUUUUUCAUUUUCUUAAAUCAAAAGAUUCAGAUGGAUGAAGUCAACGGAAUCAACUUCCAAAUGGCCGAGGACAUAAUCCACCUAUACAGUUUGAUUGUUAAGAGUUUCCCUAGCACUCUCAAUUACAUACAUGUCAUUAUUGACACAUACGCUCUCAUAAGCAAUGUGUAUGCAUUGGAUGAAUUCACUCGAGGCAUCAUAAAGGAGUUUGUUAAAAUUUGUAUAAAAAAGGUCGAAGAAGAAAAGAUUUUGGAUAUGGAAAAGAAAAAAAUUAUGCUGAGCAUACAAAAUUUGAAGGCCACCAACUGA